AUGACUGCUCUGAUUCCAGAAACUCGUCCACCAAUCCGGUAUGUGCUCGAUGUGACGAUUGCCUAUCCGAAUGGCAUCCCGCUUAGUCUCGCCACACUUGGAUUUGGUACUCGUGAAAAGUGUGACAUUGCUGUCAACUAUAAGAUCUAUGAUGCUAGCGAGGUUAGUGCUUCUUUCUAUCUUGGACGUCAUUGUUUACAUUUCUCACUGCUAAUUACGAUCUCAUGUGAUUAA
Cooperia oncophora is the source of this 234-nucleotide messenger RNA. The record is from the annotation of a GenBank genome assembly. Lineage: Eukaryota; Metazoa; Nematoda; Chromadorea; Rhabditida; Trichostrongylidae.